This is a messenger RNA of Kickxella alabastrina, 1045 nucleotides long. Its product is annotated as nucleophile aminohydrolase. NCBI's taxonomy places the organism in Eukaryota, Fungi, Kickxellomycota, Kickxellomycetes, Kickxellales, Kickxellaceae. Gene Ontology annotation, biological process: proteasome-mediated ubiquitin-dependent protein catabolic process. The transcript has a single exon. Gene Ontology annotation, cellular component: proteasome core complex; proteasome core complex, alpha-subunit complex; nucleus. The record is from RefSeq and is a predicted model, not a curated record. Bases 178 to 906 code for a protein of 242 amino acids.
GUUUCUCGGUUUUUUCUAUUGUAACCCGCCAGUUCCUUUUUUCAUUUGCUUCGCUCAAAAUCAGGUCGAAUCCUUUUUCAUUGUUUUUACAUUUUUCAAACAGCAUUUGCCAACACUUUUACUAUAUUUUAAAGUCCAUAGUUGUAAUCCAACACCCCAAAUUUCUUUAUUAUUAAAAUGUUCCUUACCCGUUCCGAGUACGAUCGUGGCGUCAACACAUUCUCGCCCGAGGGCCGGCUUUUCCAAGUCGAGUACGCCAUUGAGGCGAUCAAGCUGGGCUCAACAGCCAUUGGAAUCCGAACCGACUCUGGUGUCAUCCUGGCAGUCGAAAAGCGCGUAACCAGCCCGCUUCUCGUAGCAGACUCGAUUGAAAAAAUCCUCGAAAUCGACACGCACGUCGCCUGCGCCAUGUCUGGCCACACGGCAGACUCCCGCACAAUGAUCGAGCAUGCGCGGGUUGAAGCCCAGAGCCAUACUUUCACCUACGAGGAGCCCAUCCCCGUGGAGAGUGUCACACAGGCUGUUUGUGAUUUGGCACUGCGGUUCGGUGAGGGUGCUGAUGGACAGGCAUCCUCGAUGAGUCGUCCGUUUGGUGUUGCUCUUUUGAUCGCUGGUGUGGAUGAGAGGGGCCCGCAGUUGUUUCACACUGAUCCGUCGGGAACUUUCUUGAGAUACGAGGCUAAGGCUAUUGGUGCUGGUUCGGAGGGCGCCCAGACGGAGUUGCAGGAGCAGUAUCAUCGGGAUAUUUCCUUGGAGGAUGCUGAGGUGUUGGCGCUCAAGGUGCUGAAGCAGGUUAUGGAGGAGAAGCUCAGCAACACCAACGUACAGUUGGCCAAGGUUACGCUUGAGAAGGGGUUCCAGAUUUAUUCCGAGAGCGAGCUGCAGAGCGUCAUCUCAAGGAUGUAAAGAUGUAAUUUUCUGAGCUCAUUUUUCCUUUUUUUUCCAUAUUUAAACAUUUUCCUCCUAUUUUGCUUAUAAGAGAUAUUUCAAGGCAACAUUUUUACUUGCUCCCAGUCGUUAGGAUAUAUAUAUACACAUUAGCUGG